This is a messenger RNA of Plasmopara halstedii, 351 nucleotides long. RefSeq lists its product as uncharacterized. The record is from RefSeq and is a predicted model, not a curated record. Bases 1 to 351 code for a protein of 116 amino acids. Lineage: Eukaryota; Oomycota; Peronosporomycetes; Peronosporales; Peronosporaceae. The transcript has a single exon.
AUGAUGAUACACACGCUUCAAGAACAACGAAGUAUGAUGCAACAACGAAUGCAAAUGCACCAAGAUAUCAUGAAAGCAAUGCAUCUCAAAACUCGAGAGAACGCUGCUUCGCGUGAGCUACCCGUCGAAGGAAUAUCCGCUCAAAAUUCGACGGUAAAGGUGACGUCGUCGUUUUCUUCUUUGCGCCAAGCUAUAAGCGUCAAAGAGCAUUUUGUACGACGACGCAUCACAAGAGCGACUGUUGGCAAUUCUUCUACAAAGUCUGACUGGCUCCGCAGCAGCAGAGCUCACUAUCGAAUACAAGGAUAUACAUUAAAUUUAUGUCAAAACUUUAGACAAAUAUAUAGGUGA